AUGUUAGAAGAUUUGAUUCGUCAUGGAUUCAGUCCAUUGUUAGCAGUGCUUACAUCAGAUGGUGUGGAACGUUUUACGGCUAAGAGUAAUCUUAGCUUUACUGAUUUACUUCUACCAUUUGCUUCAAUUAAUUGUACAGUAAAGUAUGGUCAACAUGCCGAACCAAUCGGACCAUCAUAUUGCGUUUCGCCAAAAUGGUUUUUGUCGAACUGUUUCAAAUAUUAUUUGCUGUUGGACGACAUUUCUUCAGGAAGUAAUUCGUCAAGAACAUCCUCAAUAUUUUCACGAAUCAGUGCAGAAUAUGGUGCUCAUAAUUGUUACUUACUUAAGUUUAAUUCAAUAUAUGAUGAUGAGUUAACGGAUCCAUGGCGUUCACAUUUAGAAUCAAAAUAUCGUGGUUUAGAAAAAGGAUUAUCGCUUGCUAAACAAAAAGUUCUAUCUAAAACGAUGGGAUUGACAGAUGAUUUAAUCUCAGCAACGAAUCAGUCUUCUUUGUCAGGACAGUUAUUUUCGGCAUCACAGAAUAAUGAUAGUCUUGUUGUUAACUCUAGCUCAGUGUCAGCGUCAAUUCACGGCCAGUGUAUCAGCUAUGAUGAUCGUGAAAAUAUUACCCGAAUGAUGGAAAGUAUGAUCUAUGAAUCGCUACUACCUUGGGUUGAACAGCAGAUGCGUAUUUUGAAUGAACAAGUUAUUGCACGUCGAGGAAUAAGCAAAUCAUUGACUACAGGAGUACGAAAGUGGUUUGGAGCAGCAGCUGCUCAACAGACAACAUCAAUAACUUAUGCCUGGGAUAGUGGUGAGAUGCAAAUUAGACGAUUAGCUGAUAUGUGUUUCAUUUUUGGACUCUAUUCAUAUGCACAUCAACUUUACCAAAAUGUUAGAAAAGAGUUUGCUGUAGAUCAAGCUUGGUAUUACAAUGCUGGAGCACUUGAAAUGGCGGCGCUAAGUUAUUUUUUGAGUACACCCAAGAUUACUGCCAAACAAUAUCCACAGCAUUAUAUGGAUGACGCAAUUAACUUUUAUACUACAGUUAGCCUAAAACCUAUUUUGGCUAUGCGAGCAACUCUUUUAAGUGCUACUAUGCUUUCCUCCCUAGAACUAUACAUUGAAGCAUGUACUCAACUUAUCAGUCUAACUAGUUCUGAUGAUGAUUUAUUCAGUGGUAUUUUACUGGAAAAAGCAAGUGUCUAUUUUGGGAAGGCUAACAUGCGUCGUAAAAUGGCAUUUCAUUACGUUUUGGCCGGACAUAGGAUGUCAAAAGCUGGUCAGAAACAAUUGGCAAUGGAAUGCUAUAAAAAAGCUCUUCCAGAAUAUCUUUCUAAGCGUUGGAUCUUUGCCGAAGACCAUAUACUUCAUACAUUAGCCGUGAGAAGUGAAGGAAAAGAAGAAGCUCUGUCAUGGUGUUCACUUUUAAUUAGGCCACAAUCGGUACAGUGCGGGAAUCAACUUCGACUUUUUCUCAAGCACUAUUUGUGGCUUCUAAGACAGAAUCAAACUGAUAAAAAUCCGGUACAAAUGCCAAUACCAUUAGUUGAUGUUCAGAACAUCAUCGUCAUUUAUGGAGAACAUCCAGUCGAAGUGAUCCGAGAUUUAAUCACAGAUGUGGAAGCUUUGGAUAACACUGAUGACAGAUGGAUAAAUCUAGCAAAAGCAGCGUACUGCGCACUGACAGGUUCUUUUGCAGGAUUCCGAGAAACGGUAACUGUUAGAACAGCUUAUACGGAUAAUUCCAAGGUAUCUUCAGCUCCACCUUUAGAAAGAAUACGUGUCGUAUUAUCUUUGAAAAAUUCUAUGGAUUUUUGUUUACUUUUGAAAGACAUUCAUUUAGAAGUAUCUGCUGAUCAAGCGUUGCUUAAGGAAAAUUUUAUCGAUGAAAUUUCGUUGACGCCUAAAUGUGAUUGGAUUCCUUUUGAGUUUUCGGUUAUCCCGAAAGCAUUUAGUGGUGAAAUGGUGAUACGUAGUUUGCUGUUUAAUCUUGUUGUCGAUGAUAUAACUGUUGCUUGUUCAUUACCACUUAACAUUCGUGGACCUCGACUGAAUAAUACCAAGAAAGAGAUGACAUCAGUUUUGUAUGGUGACGAUCAUCGUUUAUGUGCAAAAGUGACAAAAGAACGAUGGCCACUCCUUGAAAUUGAUUUGCCACCAAAACGAGAAAUAACAGCAUUUUGUGGUCAAAUUUGCCGAUUUGAUUUUAGUGUGACCAAUGUCAGUAUCAUAACUACGCGAGCGAUUUGCAUAGUCACAGACCACCCGAAGCUUUUAUGUGUUCAUGAAGAAAAAGAUCCAGGAAGCGCUGUUUUCUGUCCAGUGAAAUGUACUUUAGCUGCUGAUGUUUCUCUUGGUGUUUUCAAAUUAAAACACGGUGAUCUUGUUACAGGGCAGAGUAAAAGAUUACGCUUAGAAAUUCGAGCUCCUUCUGUUGAAUGCACUCAACAAAAAAUAAGCAUAAUGUGUUAUUAUCUGGGGGAUAAUAACUUGAGCAGAGAACAAAGACAUAUAAUUGUUAUUGAUGCACGUUUGAUCCUACAAACUUCAUUAAGACUUCUAGAUUUCGCCACUGGUGCAUGUUUAUUGCAGUUGCGCAAUCUCGUACAGAAUCGUAGUUCUUUGCUUGCCAGAAUCAAACUGCUAAGGAUACGACCAUUCAUUAAUGAUAAAAAAAAUUAUUUCCCGGAAAGGGAUCAGUACCCUUAUGUAUUUCUUCAUCCUCUUCAAAGUCGUCAAGUCGAAAUUGAAAGUGAGCAGUUGGAUAGCAUAUCAUUUUUGGUCAGCGGAAAUGCAGGAGCAUCACAGUUGUGGUUUUGUGAUGAAAUUGAUGAUCUUCCGGAAUGGUCAGCUCCUGAUAAUUUAACUGAUAUAUCUUGCUUAGUGUCGCCAUCAUCAAGAGCAGAUAUAGAAAAAAAGGAUUUUGCUGUUCCAGAACUUUAUUUAAGUUUCGGGAUUUUUUGGAGAGCUAGUAUUGUUAACAGCGAUAGCACUGCUUCUACAGUAUUGGGGGAAAACUUCGUGCUGAAUCCGUUUCCGGCUGGUUGUUCAAUUCCAUCCUGUGUUCAUAUUUUCCAAUCUUAUUCUCUGCAACAUUUAAAUGAAAAUGAUGGAACAAAAUGUCAGUUAUCAUUGCCAUCAACUGCAAUAAUUAAUCAGGAUCUGUUUGCUUUUAUUUGUAAAAUCUCGACACCUUCGUUCAUUAUUCAUCAUAAUUUCAGUGAAAAAAGAUCAUGCCAUAUUCCGAUACAGAUAUCAGUUACGAAUAAUGAUAUUUGCCGCCGCAGUUGUACAAUUACAAUUCAUUUCCUAGAUUUUUAUCUUGGAAAACAAACUACAGACUCAGAAACAAACAGUGCAAUCAUUUCUGAGUCUCUGCACAAAUGUGUAGUUCCACCAUCAGAUUCCAGUAAUCAUUCUCCAACAAGUUUACAAGCAGCAAUUGUUGCUAAUCGUUUAUGUAUGCAUGCGAGAGUUGGUUUCGGCUGUACACAAAUGUUUGAUGUCCGACUUACUGUUUACUGUCCAUCAAUUUAUGACAUCGGUUGUUUCCGGAUCGUUGGCUUGUUCGAUGGUGACAGGACUGAAGUCCCUAUACAUGUGCCUUCAACCUACAUUACUGUGAUCGAUCAACGGGUUUAG
Messenger RNA from Thelazia callipaeda (thelaziosis nematode), 3627 nucleotides. NCBI's taxonomy places the organism in Eukaryota, Metazoa, Nematoda, Chromadorea, Rhabditida, Thelaziidae. The record is from the annotation of a GenBank genome assembly.